AUGGCAAUGAUGAGGCGCAUGCUUGAACUAGAAGAGAAGGUGCAAGAACUCAGCAAGAGACCAGAAAUGCCUCCAGAAAAAGAGUUGAUUCUUAAUAAUGCUCUAAAUAGAGUCAAUAUUCUUGAAGAAGAGUUAGACAUGGCCAAAACGUCGCUUGAAGCAGCACAUCUUCGACUAGUAGGACUCCAAGCCUACAUUGACAAAAAGAAGAAAAAGACACUGUUCCACUGGUGAGGAAACAAGCGUAUGUUUUACCUAACCUCAAAAUAUUAUUACUAGUUUGUGUUGAUAUGAUUGGUGGCGUUUCCAUCUUCAGCCCUAUUAGAUGUCAUUAUUGAAUUCACUUUGGUAUAAAUUUGAUCAAUGUGUAAUGCACUGUGUC
This is a messenger RNA of Arachis ipaensis, 382 nucleotides long. Lineage: Eukaryota; Viridiplantae; Streptophyta; Magnoliopsida; Fabales; Fabaceae. The record is from RefSeq and is a predicted model, not a curated record.